CAGACACGACCAAGCCACUGCUACGCCUGCUGUCGCCAACAGAUGUCAUCAAAUUCACACUGAAUGAGAAGGCAGAGUUGCCGGACUUGAUGGGCGUACCUGUGGAGGAGAUGUUAGAGACAGAGGCCUAUGCACUCGCCCCCACCACAGCACCCCUAGUAGAGGUAUUCCAUGAUCUCGAGGAGAGUGCUAUGGACGCCAUUGGGCUGACCGAUGCGUCGGGGGCGUUGGUGGCGCAGUUGUCUGUGGCCGAUGUCAUUCGCUUUGCCGAUCAGAUCUUUGACAACGACUGUGGCACGGUGUCGUUUGAUGAGCGCGAGAGUGUGCAGCAGUUGUUCGAUCGCCUGGGCCAACGGUUGCAUGACCCUGUGUGUGUGCGGAGGGGUGAGACGUUUGGGGAUUGCAUUGCAAAGAUGAUUGCGGCCUCGACCCAUAGGGUGUGGAUGGUAGACGACAAGGACGGACUAGUGGGGGUCAUCCGACAGCAGGAUGUCUUGAAUGCCAUCGCCAACUAUCUGGGUCUCUAACGCGAGCACAUAUUGAUAUAAAACAAAUAAUUAAGCACUAUACGGAAGAAAUGCUUUAGAUUCACACACUUAUGUUAUGGUCCAGAUAGUAGAAUUCACCGAUAGCGAGGAUGAACGUGGAGUGUGUAUACGUGCACUGCCCUGCACGCCAUUUUGAUAGGUGCG
This is a messenger RNA of Sphaeroforma arctica JP610, 692 nucleotides long. RefSeq lists its product as hypothetical. Lineage: Eukaryota; Ichthyosporea; Ichthyophonida. The record is from RefSeq and is a predicted model, not a curated record. The transcript is spliced from 4 exons. Bases 90 to 527 code for a protein of 145 amino acids.